GCGAUUAUGAAACAUGGCCUUGCCAUACGAAAUCAGGCAUUUCGCCUAGUAACCGUAGUCGGGACGCACGUUCUAGCUCACCCAGACUUCGUACACACGCAGGGAUUCAAUGGUGUGGCUACUGCUUUUCCUUUGAACCCGACGGCAGAGAAGCACUACUGCGGAUCGGACAUGUUGAACCCCUUCAUGGACACAGCCCACAUGGGCGCCCUCAAGCUGAGUCCACCGCACGCUAUGCCUGUCGAGCCGGCAGGAGCCCAUGUGCAGGGAAAUCAUCAAUUUGCGGCUCAGGCCAACGGUUAUGCUGUACCUCAUUCUCAUGCUCAUCACCAUCACCACGGACAUGUCAGCAGCUAUGCUGCGCGAGAUUUUUUGCUUCGUAGAGAACACAUGCCAACUUUGGCUGGUAGCUUAGCUACCCAUGACAACCUCAGUAGCAACGGUCCCACACACCAUGGGAUGUUUAUGCCCUCCUCGGCGACGCUGCACGGGUCCCACCACCACACGGGAGACCCUUCCUCUACGCACGUGCUUUUUCCUGGUUUAGAGUAUUCUGCGGCCCAUCACACAGGUCAUAUGAAUGGCCAGGUCAGGAUUACUCUACCUGGGGCGGACAUGUACGGACGUCCAGACACUUUCAACCAAAUGGCUGGUCCGAGACCUGACCACCUGGCUGGAACUUACGGUGCCAUGAACAUGGGUCCUCACGGUCCUGGAGCAUUUUUCAGGUACAUGCGACAGCCAAUAAAACAAGAACUAACGUGUCUGUGGGUAGAUCAAGAACAACCAAGUCCCAAAAAACCUUGUAACAAAACUUUUACUUCCAUGCAUGAGAUAGUGACUCAUAUCACAGUAGAACACGUUGGCGGCCCGGAGUGUUCUAACCACGCAUGUUACUGGCAGGACUGUUCCCGUAACGGACGGCCGUUCAAGGCCAAGUACAAACUGGUCAACCACAUACGGGUCCAUACCGGAGAGAAGCCUUUCCCUUGCCCCUUCCCUGGGUGCGGAAAAGUAUUUGCCAGGAGUGAAAAUCUCAAGAUCCAUAAACGAACACACACAGGAGAGAAACCAUUUAAGUGCGAGUUCGAGGGAUGUGACCGGAGGUUUGCUAAUAGUUCCGACCGGAAGAAACAUUCUCACGUGCAUACCAGUGACAAACCGUACAACUGCAAGAUACGAGGCUGCGAUAAAAGUUACACACACCCAAGCUCGCUAAGGAAACACAUGAAGGUACAUGGGAAGUCACCUCCGCCGCCCGGCGCAGUGCCGGGUUCCACAGGUAGCAACAGCUCUAUGUCUGACUACGAAAGCGACACGCCACCGUGCGCUACCGCAAACGGUAACAACAGCAAUGCGUUGAUCGGGUCCCAAUCUACGGGCACAUUAGUCGGUUCUGGCCUACCAGGCCACACGGCAUUACCCAUGGUAAGCAACUCUGGGCUUGGAGUAGGAAGUGGCCACCCAACAAACUUGAGUGAAUGGUACGUGUGUCAGUCUGCAGCAGGUAUGCCAACUCCACCCAGUAACGAAAACUCACCUGUGGUCGGAAUGGCUCACCAUCUUCACGGUUCUCCACCUUACUGAUCCAAUAUGUGUACAGAUAUUGUGAAGCAAACAAACAACCAUAUGGACGGAGUCUCAUGGGUCAUCCGAACAGAGGUAAGCCUGUUUGGUUUACAUAAGAAAACAGAGCCUCCUAUGUCUAAAUGGUCUUGUCCACUUUUUCCUCAACAGUCAUUACAGCUGAUAUGCUUACCAUGUGUAAAUAUCUAUUUCGGACCUCAGUUUACUUCUAGAGCAUGUUGAGCACCUGAUUCGUAAAAGAAAAAAAAACUGGACAGAGUUUGAAGGUGUGAUAGAAUAAAAGAUCGUUAUUUGUGGGUUUUGAAGACAUCUGUGUUAGUUGUGUAAAAUGGAUUAUAUGAGAAUGCUAGUAUACACAUAUUCAUGUAUUUAUGUGUUUUCUUCUGUUUUACCACAACCUAUGAAGAGUCAAAGGUCCAUCAUAAAAUCUAAAUAGAUAAACCAGUAAAGUCAUGCAUAACAUUAGCAUUUACCGAAUGUAAACAACGAAAAGCUCUGAUAAAACAGAGAUACAACGUUUAUUCAAUGAAUGCUAUUUACAUUUACUUAAUAACUCGCCUGUAUCUUAGUCUAUGUAAAUUUGUAUCUUGGGAAACUUAAAUGAGUAUUUCGUUGUUGUUUUGAAAAUCAAGAUUUGACACAAAGGUUUAAUUACAUGCGAUUUAACAAAUGAACGAGUGAUUUAGGCAAAAAUAUAGCUUCGCGAACUCUUGAAAAGUGCACCAUGAAAACUUACGUUACGUAGUUAUUGUAACGUUCUUGCUUCCUAGUCCUGAAGAAGUAAGGACUUGAACAUGAAUUAACGUAAUUGGUUUAUAAAAAAGCUCUAGUUUUGUUUUUUGCCUUUUUUUAAAAAAUCAACAGUAAACAAAAAAACAACAAGAAAUAAACCUUUGCCAUAUUUACAAAUCAGUAGUAAUAUUUUGUAAAGAAGUUGGUCACUGUUGAUAAAUGUAAAUGAUGCUUUACCCUUCACACCAAUUAGUUCAUUUUCGAGGCAUUUGAACUUCACAUGAUUUGUUUAUGUCUAACGAAUUUAAUUAUUGCUUACUCACCUCUCUGUUGUUAGGAUAAUGAAUAGUUUAUGUUUAUAUGUUCUGUACCAUGACAGCUGAAGUAAUCUGAGAACAAAACCCUUUCGAUGAAGCUGCAAAUAGAA
Molecule: messenger RNA, 2746 nt
Organism: Limulus polyphemus (Atlantic horseshoe crab)
Lineage: Eukaryota; Metazoa; Arthropoda; Merostomata; Xiphosura; Limulidae
Product: zinc finger protein ZIC 4-like
Exons: 2
Coding region: 7-1587 (526 amino acids)
Biological process (GO): central nervous system development; regulation of transcription by RNA polymerase II
Cellular component (GO): nucleus
Molecular function (GO): RNA polymerase II cis-regulatory region sequence-specific DNA binding; DNA-binding transcription factor activity, RNA polymerase II-specific
Source: RefSeq, a predicted model, not a curated record